Molecule: messenger RNA, 3956 nt
Organism: Closterium sp. NIES-67
Lineage: Eukaryota; Viridiplantae; Streptophyta; Zygnematophyceae; Desmidiales; Closteriaceae
Source: the annotation of a GenBank genome assembly
UAUUCAACCCACCCACCUACCACUGCAUGUCUGUGCCAGCAUUUCUGUCGCCGCCAUAACAAGAAUCGCAAUCCUCAGCGCCAGGACAUACCACACCAGCCUCUUUAUUCGUGACAGGACAGCGAUGCGACAGCUAACCUGCUGUCAGCUGUGCAGAAUCACGCGAUUGAGCGGGAACCUGUAGAUGCGUGCGCAAUCUAGAAGGUUUUAGGGCGUCGAAGACGAUUCUUGUUGCAGCGACUCCUUGCUUCGUGGUUUUCGCGUAUCUUAGCCUCCCGGUAGUUGUUCAUGGUAAUGGCCAGCUUUAGUUGCCACCGCUGGGACCAUGGUCCACUAACCUAAAUCAUUCUGAAUGCAUGUCAGUUAAAGCGUUUGUGCGACGGACACAAUCCCGUAGGUCGCGGUUCUAAGCUAGUACUUUCUUACCCCUUUCAAACCAUCACCGCAGUAUACUCCCACUAAUUGGAACUCACAGCUGAAACGAAAAGAUAGGUUCUUAAAAUAGGCAUGAUGAGUUCAUCUCAGGGGUCGACUCAACUCGCGAGCAGCGCGCGGAUCACCAGCUCCACGCCAGAAGAACCGACCUUCGACCGAGAGCCGACCAUUUCGCGUCGCACGUCGCUCUUCGACGUGUCGCCGCAAAACACGCGACUCCUCCGAGCUACUUCCGGCAUCAGCAGCAUCAGCAACAGCGGCGGGCAUAAGGCCGCGAACUUUUCCGGCAAGAAAGGUCGAUCAGUGAGCGCGGACAUCGACGAUACGACGGCAGGGAUUGGAUACAAUCGCGUGCAGUCGCUGCUGAUCCAACGGUCUACGGCCGCGGAAAAGCUGCAUCUGCAGAAGCAACAGCAGCAGCAGCAGCAGUCGGAGCGCCUGACGUCGCAUAUCAAUCGCACGGUAUCGCUUCUUGACGGGAAGGGCGCGCUCACUUUGCAUCAAGGGUUUACGCCGUCCAUGCUGGGCUUACAGCGGGGGGAGGUCGGGCUUUCCCCGCUAAGAUCACAGCGUCUGCAGGCACAGUCUCACCAGCAGCUGCACGAGCAGAAGAAGCAACGAGCUGCACCUCCUCGCGCGAGCGAUUUCGGCGCGUCGUCAGGGGACGACGAUGACGACGAAACCGACGAAGACGAUGACGAUGACGAUGACGACGACGAUGACGAAGACGACGACGAGCCAGAAAACGAGGCGGAUAAGUUCGGCCGGUCGAUGACGCUGGGGUGCAAGCCCAGGUUCCAGGGCACCCCGGUGAAGCCAGCUCGGGGAGUGGUGCCCGGCGCGAUCGGUCUUAAAGCCCUUGCUCUAUCCUCUGGCGACGCGUCAAUUUCAGGUAGAGUCGUUAACGCUAGCAACGCGGGCGUCAGCGCUAGUAGCGCCGUCUCUGCCGUUGCAAGUGGCAGGUACGGGAGUCCUGUGGCCAAAGGCGGUGUCGCAGCUCCUGGUGGUAACCACGGGCUCGCGAACAGGCAGACGAGCCGCGGUGACGCUGGCGAUAUGCUUUCGCGAUCGGUUACGAUUGGCGAAAUGGACUCGAAGAGGACCAUGCAGCAGGUGCAGCGGAGGGCCGCGCAGCAGCAGCGAGGGGCAGUCGGCGUGGCGGCGCUAACAGCAGCAGCCGCCGCACGCGGUGGGGGAGGGAUUAAAGGAGCAGAACUGAGAGCGGCAUCAGCAGCAGGAGCAGGAGACGCCAGGGAGGCAUUAGACGAGGGAACGGCAGGGGGAGUAGCAGCAGGGGGAGCCGUAGCAGGGGGAGCGGCGGCAGGAGCGCCGUCCCAAGGAAUGAGGCGAGCAGGCAGCGGCAGCAGGUUAGCGCAAUACCUGGAAGACCAACAGUCGGUUCUCCCGCCCGCCCAGCCAAAUCCGAUCCAGCAGCGGUCGCCUGCCAGAGGAUCCAACGAAGGACUCGGUUUACCUGCAGGAGGAGGCAUUCCCAAGAGCCCCAGGGGUUCCCUUGCCGGCCGGAAAUUGCCCGGACAGUUCCGACCCGCCAGCCCGCAGAAAUCCGCGUUACAAGGCGACGGGUCACUGGUUAACUUCAAGGGUUUGAGCCUUCGUAAGGAGGCGCCGGGGAGCGAGCCUGCGAACGCUGGGGAUUUCAACAAGUCUGUAACUACAACGGGGGAAAUGGGCUACAGGGGCCGGGCGGGGGGCGGCGUUCGUCCGCUUAACCUGGGGGGGGCUAUUGCAGAUCCGAGGUUAGCUAGCAUGCGAGGCACGGGGGGAACACACCUGUAUAGCCCCGUGGUAGAUAGUAGUGGAAAGGUACAUCUGCCACAGCUGGGAGGGAAGCCCACUGCCGUACCUCCCUACUCGCCACUGCUGCCGAGAGCACUGGCAGGUUCGGGAACAGGAAUAGGCUCGGGCGCGGGGGCAGGGGCCCAACGCCCUGCGCGGACUGUGUCUGCCAUUCCGCGGAUGGAAGGGCUUGGGCGGGCGUCUCCUGGCGCGGGGAUGUUUGUGGCGCACCCUGUGUCCUCCCCGCAGGUCCCCCAGGCGGAAGACGGGAGGGAAGGGGAGGGGGCGGAGCUCCCAAUGCUACCAGGCCCGGGGGUGGCUCAAGUUGUUCAGUGCCAGCACUGCACGCAGCUGCUGGAGAUCCCCUCAGUCCUGCCGCCCACCAGGAAAGGCGUUCACAAGCUCAGGUGCGGCAAGUGCUUGCUCCUCUCCCGCUACCGAACCUUCUCCCCUCAUCUACCGGCCUCACAGCAGCAGCAGCAAGAGGCGAGUCAGGAUUCUCAAGGGCACAUUCGCUCCUCCUCUCUUUCCGACAUGGAGUCGGCCCGGCAGUAUGCUCACUCCACAUCCACUGAACGAGUGGAAGGUGCUGUGCCAACUGCUGGGGCUGCUAAUAACGGGUCUGGCAGCUCACCAGCCACUGCUACAGGAAACCGGGGCAGGGGAGGAAGCAGCAGGAGGGGCCCUGGCGCCAGCCCUGCCAGACCUGCAGUCCACAGGCCUGGUUUGGGGCCAGGAGGUUCAGGAACAGGCUCGGGAACUGGCUCGGGAGCAGGUCCGCGCGCAGGUCCGGCGUCAGGCUCGGACGGGCUGGGGGGCAUUCAGAGGCGUGGGAGCUUUGAAUCUCUGCGCGGCAGCAGCAGCCCUGGCGUGCUGUCCCCUGCCAGCUCUGCUAUAGAAUCUUCCAGCAGUGAUUCCCCAGCAGCAAGUGGGGAGAAGAGGCCGACGUACUCUCGGUGUGUGGUGGUGAAUGGGGAGCCAAUCAGUGACGACCAGGUGGCAGAGGCAGAGCAGAGGGCAGGGCCUAUCCAGCCUGGCAACUACUGGUAUGACAAGGCAGCGGGCUUCUGGGGCCAGAUGGGAGGGCCGUGCCUGGGAAUGAUCCCGCCUGGGAUCGACUUGGGACCUGCCCUCCCUAGGAGCUGCUCCAGUGGCGACACGCGGGUGUUUGUGAACGGCAGGGAGCUGCACCGGAAAGAUCUUGACCGACUCGUGCGGCGGGGAUUGCCUCUCACCGACAACAUGGCUUAUCGAGUGGAGAUGAAUGGCAAUGUGUUCGACGGGCUCAGCGGGGAGUUCCUCGUCAGCCUUGGGAAGCUCGCUCCAUCCCUCGACAAUCGGAAUCGAGGCGCUGGGAUGAGGGUUCCAGACGCCACCAAGUAGUUACCUCCAAUGCCAACCGACAUUGUUUUACAAUUGGGGUUCGUGAGGGAUGGUGUGUGCUGGCCUACAUCUACUAGACGCAUCUCCAUGAGAUUUGGUUGAUUGUGUAUCUCCAAAAAAGGAAGGUAUUGAUUGGGAUAACAUCGAGUGCAUUUAUAAGUGUUAUGCAUUUGCACUUAGCAUGGGGAUCGUGAGGGUGCCUGCUGGUCUACACCCACUAGACGCAUCUCCUUGAGCUUUGAUUGAUUGUGUAUCUCCAAAAUAUGAACAGACUGAUUGGGGCUUGAAGGCCAACACCAAGUGCAUUUGGAAUUUUUGUGGGGAUGGUUCAAUGCUACUUC